CUCCCAUAAGCAGCAAAUCAUCAUUACAAAGCUGACUGAAGGUUGUCGCGAAUUGCUCAGUGUUACGGACGGCUUACCAGGGGAAAGAUAAACUUCUGCUUUAGAAACAUUCCCUUCAUUAAAUGCGUGUAUCCUCUGUGGUAUUUGACGAUUAUGGUCUCAGUAUAAUUUGAUUCAAUGACGGCGGUGCCAAUGAUGUCUGCACACGGUCAAGCAGGAAAUUGGGGGGACAGCUUAAAGUGCUUCAAAGUGGUUCUUCUUGGAGAUGUAAGCGUUGGUAAGACUUCGCUGAUAAGAGCCCUUAAAAAUGAACAAGAACAAUGGGAACUGCCCAGAGAGUACAGAGCAACCGCAGGAGCCUGGGUAACAUACGUUGACAUGGCAAAUACACGCAGGCUUCUUAUUACUGACACUUCUGGAAAGCGGGAAUAUGCCUCUCUUGUUAAUUUAUACUUAAGACAUCUGCAUUGUAUUGUUUUGGUGUUUGCUCUUGAUGAGCCCUCGAGCUUCGCGCGACUCAAGAAUUACUGGUAUCGAGAGUUUAUUCAUAGCUUCAAAGGUGACGCUUCACAAGUAUCAAAGUUUGUCGUCGGCACCAAGACUGAUGUAGCACCGCAUAGCUUCACACUACAAACAGAAGCAACAUCUUUUUCUGAAGAAAUUGGAGCAGAGAUUUGGAUCACCUCAGCACUCACAUUAUUCAACACUUACGAAUUGUUUAACCGAGUCGCGGAGAAGGCAAGCACCUUGGUUACAGGUGGGAUAAAUCCGGUUGAUGUCCAAGAUUGCUCAUCAAGUUUCGGUGACCACCUUCUGGACGACAUGUUCCUUGGUGAAGGAGCCCUUGUGAGGUACCCUGAUCCAGUCCUUUUAGAAACUGAAGAAGAGAUUACAGAUCUUCAGUUGUGUCAUCAGUGUGUAACUAUGACGGGGAAGAGUAGGAAAUUCACCUGGGGGACUUGGUCAGAGGAAUGCGCAAAGGAGGCUGUGUUCAAGCAGGAGAUUUCGAGGCAUCCAGACAGGACAUCGAACAAGCUUUGGGCCUGUGUAAUGGCUAACGCAACACCUAGCACUUGGCAGUACGAAAACUUAGAGGGUUUGAUACAUUACGGAACUAAUGUUAGAAGACAACCCACAAAGACAGAGUUCAAGAACAUAAAAAAGCUUCUCUUCACUUCACGUGACCAGAUGAACUGCGAAAGGGAACACGGCCUUUUUUACAUGUUACUUCAGUCAGAAGACGGUAGAAUAUCAGAGGUUGGCCUCAACUCUGUCUUUACCAGAUUGACCAAGGGAAUUUCAUCCGAGAAAGAAGUUAUCCUGAAAAAAUUCUACUUCAAGCCAAUACCACUCUCUGAAAGGGUGGCUUGCAUAGACAUGUCCAUUACUCAUGCGGCCGCCAUUGAGGAAGGCGCAACAACAGUUACCAACUGGGGCCAUGUAGAUACUGCUGUACUCGGUCUUGAUAAGGAAGACUCACUAUAUCAUCUUGAUGUAUAUGUUCCAUCAUCAGUAUUAUCAAUAGACUGCCAAGUGAAACAAGUUACUUGUGGUUCAGCUUUCACUUUGAUGUUGAGCUCAGAAGGAAAAGUCUUCUCUUGUGGAUCGGGUGCUUUAGGAAAGUUAGGACAUGGAGACGAAAUGGACAAAUCAUUGCCCACAUUGAUUGAAUCGUUAAAGGAUAUCCAGGCUAUUGCUGCAGGAGGUGACCACGCGGUUGCAUUAAACAAAAGAGGCGCUAUUUACCAGUGGGGACUGGAUUGUGCUGAUGUAGAAAGAGGAGAGUUCUUUUCAAAACCCAAAAAAGUAAGCAACCUCUUCAACGUGGCUGUGAAGUCGGUGGUGUGUGGCACUUUUCACACUGUUUGCUUGGCGAACGGAAUAUACUACACCGGUAUCGGGUAUGCAUGGGGACUAGGUUCCGAUGGUCAGCUAGGCCUGGGUCAUCGCCGAUGCCUUUCUGCCCCUAAAUUGAUUGGUGAACUUUAUGACAAUAGUAAAUUUGUAAAGCAAGUAUCAGCUGGGAGGAAACACUCUGGGUUUUUAACCGUUGACGGAGAAGUGUACACUUGUGGAAACAAUGCCUUUGGACAGCUGGGUUACUUUACUGUCUCUGAAUGUAGCGAUGUCCCACGAAAGGUGUCCCUUGGAAAGAAUGUCUCAGGAGACGAAAUGAGAGCGGAAGAACUGUGCUGUAGUGAAGACUACACCAUGGUUCGAACCACUGGUGGAGAUGUAAUGAUAUGGGGAAAAUGCCAAUAUGGGGCUAAGUUGAAAGAUCCAAUACCUUUUGAUGUGAAUAAUGAAGCCGCCUCUGACCCUGCUGCCGCUGAUGAGGCGGUAAGCAUCAGAGAUGUCACCACGUGUUAUGUGCCAUGUGAAAAAUCCUUUAUCGAGCUGGUAGUAGCGCUGAAUGGCACCGGUAAUCUGAUAUUUUGCGCAGGAAUCUCUUCCAAGUUUGAUUGCCAGGCCAUGCAUGAUUGCAUACUACAGAUUCAAUGCAACACGAUCGACUUGACCACUCUUCGCGCGGUGGGCUCAGUUCUGGUCAGCAUGGAUAGGCAAGGAAAAGUGUAUUAUGUCGACGUCUGGAGGUGGUUGUUGCAACAUUUUUCUCUUGAACCUCAAGAAAAUACAGUUCCUGAAGACCUCAUACGUUCCCUUUUCUCUCAGUUGAAAGAGUCAGAAACUGAUAGAUCACCGGAAGUUGAUUUCACUACCGUCCCUUUUCAUGGUGACACUAUAAUGGCAGUGGAAGCAAGUCUCAAUACAUUUCUAUUUUGCACUACCAUUGGAGAUGUGUACAGUUGGUCGCCGAUGGCAGGCAAGGAUGUUGUGUGGCAUAAGGAAUUGAACUGUGAAAUAAUUGUACAAAUCGCUUGUGGUGCGGACCACCUAGCUGCCUUAUCCGACAGAGGAACUCUCUUCACGUCUGGAGAGAAUAAUUCAGGCCAGCUGGGAAGUGGUACAUUCCAAUCCUCCCGGACUUUUCAGUUUGUUCCAAUAACAGAGUUUGACAGGAUUCAAGCUAUAUGUUGUGGAUGGGCGAGCACAUCUGUUCUCACAGAAAAUGGCAAGGUUUAUUUCUGGGGUCAGCUAGAUUUACCAAAGGGGGAAAAAACAAGGAAAAAGCUCCUGAGUGUCACUGCCUCAGCGCAAGCCAUGGACAUUCCGAAGCUGCUGAAGGAGACGCAGUGCAGAUCUUCUCCUGCCGGGUACAAAUUGGAAAUCAUUGGCGACGUUGGAAUCGCAGACAAUCACCUUGCUGUGGUUGGCAGAUUGUUUGAAGUGGAAAUUUCCAAAAGAUAUAAAAGCUCACACGGCAGUACUUGCAUGGAAUUUCGAGCCGAGAUAAUUAACUGUCAAGACCCCCUAAGACGUGUUCAUUCCAAGGGAAAGAUAAAGCAGUCACUUAGUGCGGAUGAGGUGUACAUUGCUUCCAUGGUUUUCUAUUCUGAAGGAUCUUUCAAGGUCUCUAUAACAAGAAAUGGAAAGAAUCUCUUUGGGAGUCCGUUUAAAGUCACAACAGAAAAAAGCGUUUCGUCGAAGAGAAUUAAACUGUCGCUGAUUAGUUCAGACACUGAGUGUAUGAGAGAAGUUGGUGGGGUCCUUCAGAAAGUCAUUGGCCCAUAUGAAUCAUGGAUUCAAUUGACGGGGGUUCCAGCCAUCAACACAGAUUUAUUGACACAGGAAGUAUUUAUGAUGACUUCGAUGACUGACAGUGGAAUUUACGUCUACGUAUGGGACGCCUGCAACGGAAACCUGCCUGAGGAGAACCUCAACUUCUGGUUGCACUUACUGUCAGAACAUGCAUCUUCCGCCGAUGUAAUCCUUUUGGCUAUAAAUGUCAGUACUACACAUGCAAAUGACAUCGACUUAACGCCAUUCCAGAAAGUUAAUCCAAAGAUAAAGGGAUCCAUUCUCGUUGGGACCACCUUUGCUUCAGAACCAAGCGAGCUGUUAGAGGAAUUACUGUUGGUACUAAGUGAAUCAAACUGCCACCAAAGUCCCGUCUGGUACAGAUUAGAAAGUUUGGCUUCAAAAGCCCUUGAGCUGAAGAGGAAAGGAAUUGAGCAUCUUGAUUAUUCUACUUUUAAGAGUCUAGCCAGUGAGUGUGGCAUCCAGGGGGAUCAUCUAUGCAGAAAAGCUGCCAACUACCUUGAGUGCACAGGAUUGGGUAUCUUAAUUGGAGCAGAUUCGGUUUUCUUAGUUCUCCGACCCCAUUGGCUUGAAAGGCAGCUCACCGAACUAGUGAGGCCCAGUCACUUCGGGAGCCUAAGCAGGGAAGCCUUAGACUCGACAAAACAACACAUUGUCAACUUUUUAAUUGAAAAGCGAGUGGCUGUUGAGACAAGAGAUGGAGGUGCAGUUUACAUUAUUCCGCACCUGACUUCAAAAUCUAUCACAGAAAAGAAUUGGCCUCCGGUAGAGGAGUCCAAAUACACCAUCUACAGACAUUUGGUGUUUAAGGUGCCGCCUUAUCUUGUCUAUUCCAAUUUCCAUGACCUCGUUGCAAACAUUCUGCAAGAAUAUAGUCAAGUGAUUGUGGGGAAAUAUUCUCUGGUUAUCUACGUGGACGAUCAGUAUGACUGUCGUAUUGACUGCGGGCCUUGUUUUGUCAACAAAACUGUCAUGGAGGUAAGAGUGACAGUGCGGGCACACAGCCAAGAUGUCUGCAGGGCAGGUGCAGAAGCAACAGUACGUUUCAUGAAAACAUGCCUUGCGAAUUUACCUGGCUUUUGUGAGAUCAAGGUGUCUUGUAGUGCCUGUCAGCAACAUUAUUUUGAUUUGUCCUUUCUACAAGAGGAAACAGCACGUGGCGUGGACAGGUGUCAUUGUGAAAGAUGUUAUGACAAAAAAUCUACCAUCAGUGACAUGUUAAAUGGAUUCAAAGAUACGCAGUUGAUUCCAGUUUUGGAAUGGCAUUCUUUAAAUGGAACCGCAGGUGACCCGUACCGUAAGCUUAAUGAUCCUAACACUCUGACGCGUCCCCUGAUGAAGUACCUUGGUGAUCGCGUUGACAAACAUGAAGCAAAACUGCUGAGAGAGAUCAGAGAAAGGAUUAACGACUUGACAAAAGUCUUCAUGGACAUGAAAAAUUACGAUGUUCCACGAACCAUUUGCCUUCUGCCAGAAUUCCGGAAUCGCUCCUCUGUUUUGAAAUUGAACGCGAUAAAAAAGCUUCUCACCUUUGGUCAGCCAAAAUAUCGGUUGUUUCUGCUUUGUGAAGGAAACGGAGACGGUAGUGGGGUACAUUUUCUGGACUCCAGCAAGCAUGAAGGAUACAGACUAGAGAGUAUGGUAGCUGCUGAUCUCAUCAAGAAAAGCGUUAAUUUUUUGCGCUUUUCUUUGCAGCUUCUCAUCAACAUUUCCUCUGUGGCGAGCAUCGCUGCAACCCUCUUUGAUGUGGAAGAAACUCUGAACACUGUCCUGGGCACAAUAGGCCUUGGUGGAGCUGUGCUUUCUGGAGUUCGAUGGAAGAAUGUCUUCAAAGAGAUGGACGGUUUCCUCAAGACUGUUGAGGAAUCAUCGGGUUCCAUUCCGCAACCCAAAGGGCUAACUGGCGUAUCAGGUGCAUUCCGCGGCUAUCAACUGGGUGGUGAACAUUAUGAAUACUUGCGAGAAGUUCUGUUAAAGCUAGGAACCAAAGACAACUUCGGCGGGUUGCGACAGGAAUAUCGCGAAGGGUUUGGCGUCAUUUGGGUAUGUGAAAAGCACAGAAAGAACAGCAAAGACACCAAAGUCUUUCACAUCAUGCCGUGAGACAACGAUUAAUCAAGUCAACUACGUCAUGAUAAUGUAUGAAGUAACUUAUGUUUAACUUGUGAAUAUCGAUGAUGAAUGUCGAAUUGGAUGUUACCGAAAACUUGCAGUGAAGGUAAUUACAGAAAGUAAAGUUCUAUCCUAAAAUUGUGGCUUUAUGGCUCAGUUGGUAAUAGCGUCCAGAACGUAGUGGUAGGACUCGGAGGCACAACAAUCCUAAAUUGAUAUUUUCAAGCUUUAUUUUCUGCGAUCAGUUCAAUUGCAGCUAAGCUGUAAGAAAUAUAAUUUAAGACGAAACUUUUCACGCCUUUCUACAGCUCUAUUACUCCAGAACUUCUUUUUGAGUCGUCUUCUAUAUGUUAAGAAUGCAUCCCACGAUUCGUAAACAGUGUGUGAUAACCCAAUUGGUCCAUUUUGUGGUCAAGAACAGAAGAACUGGACAUUCCUGCACAAGAACUGAAACUUGAAUGUAACUUGCCCUACUAGGUAAACCGUGCAAAUUCAACCAAAGAUUCUUUUAUGUUUUUCGACCUCAAAACCGUAAACCCUUUCAGAGGAGCAAUAAUCGAGAGCCCUUAAGCGCCGAUACAAUUUAAUGAUAGCUCCUUGUAAACAAUUUAUGACUAGGACUAGCUGAUUAGAGGGCACAGGUGAACUAUAGCUCGCUGGGACAAGUUCAAAUAUACGAUAUUAAUAUAUUUU
Messenger RNA from Pocillopora damicornis (cauliflower coral), 6465 nucleotides. RefSeq lists its product as uncharacterized. Lineage: Eukaryota; Metazoa; Cnidaria; Anthozoa; Scleractinia; Pocilloporidae. Gene Ontology annotation, molecular function: GTP binding; GTPase activity. The record is from RefSeq and is a predicted model, not a curated record.